Molecule: messenger RNA, 792 nt
Organism: Aspergillus melleus
Lineage: Eukaryota; Fungi; Ascomycota; Eurotiomycetes; Eurotiales; Aspergillaceae
Gene: rpl8
Product: 60S ribosomal protein eL8
Exons: 4
Coding region: 1-792 (263 amino acids)
Biological process (GO): ribosome biogenesis
Cellular component (GO): ribonucleoprotein complex
Source: RefSeq, a predicted model, not a curated record
AUGCCUCCCAAGUCCGGAAAGAAGACUGCUCCCCUCCCUUACCCUCAGGGCAAGGCUGGUGCUAGCAAGAAGGGCCCCAAGAACCCUCUCAUCGAGAAGCGCCCCCGCAACUUCGGUAUUGGCCAGGACAUCCAGCCCAAGCGCAACCUGUCCCGCUUCGUUAAGUGGCCCGAGUAUGUCCGUCUGCAGCGCCAGAAGAAGAUCUUGAACCUCCGUCUCAAGGUCCCUCCUUCGAUCGCUCAGUUCCAGAACACCCUGGACCGCAACACCGCUGCCCAGACCUUCAAGCUCCUCAACAAGUACCGCCCUGAGACCAAGGUCGAGAAGAAGGAGCGUCUCCACGCCGAGGCCACCGCCGUCUCCGAGGGCAAGAAGAAGGAGGAUGUCUCCAAGAAGCCCUACCACGUCAAGUACGGUCUGAACCACGUUGUCGGUCUCGUUGAGAACAAGAAGGCUUCUCUCGUCCUCAUCGCCCACGACGUUGAUCCCAUUGAGCUGGUUGUCUUCCUUCCCGCUCUCUGCCGCAAGAUGGGUGUCCCCUACGCCAUCGUCAAGGGCAAGGCCCGUCUCGGUACCGUUGUCCACAAGAAGACCUCCGCUGUUCUCGCUCUCACCGAGACCCGCUCCGAGGACAAGGCUGAGUUCUCCAAGCUCCUCUCCGCCAUCAAGGAGGGCUACACCGACAAGUACGAGGACUCCCGCCGCCACUGGGGUGGUGGUAUCAUGGGUGCCAAGGCUGUCGCCCGCCAGGAGAAGAAGCGCAAGGCCAUUGAGGGUGCCAUCCGUGUCUAA